UCUGGAGACUGCAGCAUGUUUAUUGUGUUGUGUGAAUUAAGUGACUUCACAACCAAAAAUUUCUCCGCCUGUUCAUUUCAUCUGAUUCUAAUACGGGAGAUAUUUAUCUAAAUCAUCUCUAAGUUUUCGAUUAAUAUAAGUGCUUUGUUUUUUUUAUCAUUUAUUAGUGUAGUUCUGCUUCAGUUUCGCUGAUAUAUUCGUAGUCGAGAACAAUUGUUGGAUUUUAACCUAUAAAAACUGAAUAAAUAACGUCUUAGCAUUAGAAGACAUGAGUGAUAAGCAGAAAGUGCUCAUCUGUGGCAAUGUCGAGGGCAAUUUCAAGUUUUUGUUUACCAAAGUGGAUGCUAUAAAUAAAAAAAAUGGACCUUUUGACUUUUUGUUUUGCGUUGGCAAUUUCUUUGGGGCCAACAAUUCCCAACUGGUACCAUACCAGAAAGGAUCCAAAACCAUACCAGUACCAACAUAUAUAAUUGGUCCUUACAGACCCGAAGAUGUAGAACAUUAUCCAAAAGAAAACGGAUGUGAAAUCUGCCCCAAUCUGACAUACUUGGGGAAAUCUGGUGUUUAUACGUCUAGUUCAGGACUCAAAAUUGCUUAUCUGAGUGGUGUUCAAAGAAAGAGCCCCGAAGACCCCGAAGAGUGUACUUUUAGCGAAAAAGAUGUCAUUUCAAUAAAGAAUACGUGUAUAAAAAUACCGAGUUUUCGGGGUGUAGAUAUUUUGCUUUCCUCUCAAUGGCCAGAUUUUAUAACGAAUUUAGAUCAAAGUAAGCCUACUUUUGAAUACAACGGUUCGAGGCUUAUAUCAUGGUUAGCAACACAUAUCAAACCUCGAUAUCAUGCGUGUGGCAUGGAAAAUAUUUAUUAUGAGAGACCACCUUAUAGGAACCAAAACGAGAGUCAAGACGGAAUCAAUAUAGCUACGCGAUUUAUUGCUCUUGCAACAAUUGGUAAUCAAGAUAAAAAGAAAUGGAUUUUUGCUUUCAAUUUGACUCCAGUCGAUAAAUUCAAAACAUCGGAUCUGAUGAUGAAAACAACAGACGAAACUGCAAGUCCGUAUCCAGCUGCAUUGUUGCAGCAGAAUCCAUCUGCUAAAAGAAAAGAAGAGAAAUCUCAGUUCUUUUAUGACAUGGACUCUAAUGAUAAAAAAAAGUUGAAAAGACGUAAAGUUGAAUUUGAUAAGGACAAGUGUUGGUUCUGCUUGGACAGCAAAAUCUGUUCGAAACAUCUUAUAAUUUCAACAGGAAAUGAUAUUUAUUUAACAUUACCAAGAGGAGGAAUAGUUGAAGAUCACUUUCUUCUGGUACCAAUAGGACAUCAUCAAGCUUCUUCGGUAAUUUCUGAUAGUGCUAGGAAAGAACUGCAAGCAUAUAAGGAAGCGAUUAAAAAAUAUUAUGCUCUCAGUGAUCGAGUACCAGUAUUUUUUGAACGAAAUUUCAAAUCAAGUCAUUUUCAAAUUCAAGCUGUACCUGUUCAUAAGAAUCAAGCCUCUUCAUUAAAAGAUACUUUUAUAGAAAUAUCUAAUGUGUAUCAUAAACCAUUAAGAGAGAUGAAUAAUGAUCUGCAAGAAGUGGCACCUGCAGGAACAUUGUAUUUUUACGCUGAGUUGCCUGAUGGAGUUCGUUUAUUUCAUAAAAUCAAACACGACUUUCCCCUACAAUUUGGAAGAGAAGUAUGUUGCUGCGAUAGAAUUCUAGAUUGUCCAAACAGAUUUGACUGGAAAGACUGCGCAUUAAGUACUGAACAAGAAUUCAUGUUGGCAGAGAAAAUAAAAUCGAAAUUCCAACCAUUUGAUGUUAAAACUACGUAAAAUAACUUGAUAUAUUUUUUAUUAUUAAAAAGUUAAAAAACA
Molecule: messenger RNA, 1849 nt
Organism: Trichogramma pretiosum
Lineage: Eukaryota; Metazoa; Arthropoda; Insecta; Hymenoptera; Trichogrammatidae
Product: CWF19-like protein 1
Exons: 4
Coding region: 269-1807 (512 amino acids)
Biological process (GO): mRNA splicing, via spliceosome
Cellular component (GO): post-mRNA release spliceosomal complex
Molecular function (GO): RNA lariat debranching enzyme activator activity
Source: RefSeq, a predicted model, not a curated record